Molecule: messenger RNA, 720 nt
Organism: Uncinocarpus reesii 1704
Lineage: Eukaryota; Fungi; Ascomycota; Eurotiomycetes; Onygenales; Onygenaceae
Exons: 2
Coding region: 1-720 (239 amino acids)
Biological process (GO): base-excision repair
Cellular component (GO): nucleus
Molecular function (GO): zinc ion binding; DNA-(apurinic or apyrimidinic site) endonuclease activity; DNA N-glycosylase activity
Source: RefSeq, a predicted model, not a curated record
AUGCCUGAAUUGGCCGAAGUUGCCCGCAUUGUGCAUUAUAUCCGCAAGGAGCUUGUUGGAAAAAGGGUUUCAAAAGUCAUAGCGAAGCACGAUGAUCUUGUAUUCGGCAAGCAACACCUUAGCGAGGCGCAAGUCCAGGAACUCCACUCUGCAAUUCAUUACGUUUGCGCCACGUCGGUCGAUUUGUUAGGUGAUUCAUCGCGGUUCCCCACGGAUUGGCUUAUGCAUCAUCGCUGGAACAAACGCAGUAAACAAGCAUCCAAAAUGCUGAAUGGCGAUUUAGUCACUUUUAUCACAGUUGGAGGGAGAACGAGCGCUAUCGUACCAUCGGUCCAGAAGAAAUCCCCUGUUGCGACUACGGAUGCAACAGCCAACCAAGACGAUGACAAUGCGUCCGCCGCAAAAUCGGGGUCUGGAAGCCGCGGUAAGGCCACUAGCAAAAAGAAAGCGGACGAAGGCGCGGCUGUCAAUGGAACGAAAGCAAGCACCAGCGCCAAACAAACCCCCACGAAAAAAGAAGCCGAAAUUGCGAAUGGAAAGACGGGUGGCUCUGUGGCUCAAACCGCGAGCCGCAAGCGAAAGGCCGCUACUACGGAACCAGAGAAGGCUGAGAGCAAAAGUGCCACUCCGGCCAAGAGGACACGAGCCGCCGCUGUUCGAGAGGAAGCUACUGGAGCAAAAACGCCAUUAAGAAGAGGACGAUCUGCGGCAAAGAAAUAA